Messenger RNA from Penaeus vannamei (Pacific white shrimp), 906 nucleotides. NCBI's taxonomy places the organism in Eukaryota, Metazoa, Arthropoda, Malacostraca, Decapoda, Penaeidae. The record is from RefSeq and is a predicted model, not a curated record.
AGGCAGAUGUUCAGUGUUGGACAACAAUAUCGGUUUUAUAGUCACAUUGAGCACUUGUUUCCUGUCAUCUUCCUCUCAAGCUCGCAUUUACACAUCACAGAGAAGUCAAGAAAUCAAGAAUUUUUUUUUCUAAAGAUUUCCUAGAAGUAUGAGAUCUCGUAACGAAGCAUAAAGUGAGUUAGUGUUAAUCGACUAAGUUGCUAGAGACAUCAUCAUCAUCAGAGGAACUAACUCGGAAGAGCGCCAGGAUGCAGAUCAGCGGCAAGGCGAAGGUGGUGCUGCUCGCCCUCCUGUUCUGCCUCUACUGGUCCGGCUUCUUGUCCUUCGCGGUCAGGGUCGUCGCCUCGGCUCUCGUCUCUCGCCUCAGCGCCUUCGAGUCCUUCGUGAGGGGACAGGACGCUGCGAAGGAGGAUGUGCGGGCAGCGGCGAAGGAGGCGGUGAAGAGAGACACGGAAGACAUGGCCGGUAAGAUGGAAGACAUGAUUUCCAAGAUGGAGAAGAUGGUGGAGGACACAGAUCUGGCGGAGAUGAACAGUGAGGAAAUGAAGAAAACGUUUGGGAAGCUGUAUGAUCUGUUCCCCAUGAUGGACACGUUGUUCGAGCGCGUCCUGAACGCCGAGGUCGCGCAGGCGGUGAACCCGAGGGGCGACUUCUACGAGAUGCAGCGCCGCUACGAUGCCCUGAGGGAGACCCUGGAGACGAAGAGGGCGGAGAAGGAGGAGCUCUGAUCACCCUGGGGCCGUGGGGGAGGAGUCGACUGAUUCGUGUUUUUUUCUUGUUUUUCUUUUUCUUCCUUUUCUGUUUUUGGUUUUGUUUUGUAAGAAAUAUGUUGUAGAUUUAUUUGUUUUAUUUUUUUUUUGAUUUUAUUGGUUCGUUUGUUUUCUAAUAAAAGUUGAAGUAAACUUU